GGGAUCACCAUGUGAGGUGAGUUACCUCCAUCAUGUAUGUGGUGUGUACUUUAUUGGUGGUGAAUGGCCACACUCAUGCUAAUUUGCCAUAAUGAACUACUUCAACAAUCAUUGCACUCACCUCCUUAUAGCCCCUCCUUAUCACUAACUCUAUAUUUCUAGACACUGAUAUUGAAUUGGCCUUGAUCAGCUGACCAACCCAGCAACAAAGAUCAAUGGAGGUUGUUGAAUUGAAGGUAAAUAUGCACUGCAAGUGCAAUGCCUGCGCGAAAAUCGUACGCAAAACAUUGUGCAAGAUUAAAGGGGUUAAGGGUGUGGAAAUAGACACCAUAUUGAACAAGAUCACAGUGUUGGGGUACAUGAACCGCAAGGACGUCGUAAAGGCGGUCAGGAGGACAGGGAGGAGAGCAGAGGCGUGGCCGUCAACCUGUGGCGUGGAGGCCCCAAGCCCUCGUCUGCCUAGAGGGUUCCGGUGCAUCAUUCCUAGGUGUAUUGUUUCUAAAAGUUGAAAACGUGAACGAAGAUGAGCGAUUUCAAUGUUUUCAUAUGCAAAUAAAUAAAUAAAAACAUGAAAAGGUCGUGAAUAUUGAUGUA
Tripterygium wilfordii is the source of this 594-nucleotide messenger RNA. RefSeq names its product heavy metal-associated isoprenylated plant protein 45-like. The record is from RefSeq and is a predicted model, not a curated record. The transcript is spliced from 3 exons. Bases 216 to 509 code for a protein of 97 amino acids. NCBI's taxonomy places the organism in Eukaryota, Viridiplantae, Streptophyta, Magnoliopsida, Celastrales, Celastraceae. Gene Ontology annotation, molecular function: metal ion binding.